Messenger RNA from Daucus carota subsp. sativus, 2717 nucleotides. RefSeq names its product BTB/POZ domain-containing protein At1g30440. The transcript has 4 exons. The record is from RefSeq and is a predicted model, not a curated record. NCBI's taxonomy places the organism in Eukaryota, Viridiplantae, Streptophyta, Magnoliopsida, Apiales, Apiaceae. Gene Ontology annotation, molecular function: protein binding. The coding region runs from base 688 to 2574 and encodes 628 amino acids.
CACGAACUGAGUUCUUGAAAAGUAAUGAGUGUGUCUGAUUUUGGAGCCCAGUGCACAUAGUCCCACCACAGUUUCCACAAGUGUCAUUUAUUACUCAUGCUCUUUUGAGUUUUGUUUUGCCAAGCUUUUUAUCCAGACAUUGGCAUCAUUAUUACACAAUGUGUUUAUCUCGCUUUGCAUUUUAAUGUUCUUUAAUGGGUAUGUUUGUGUUUGGUUUCUAAAGUGUGUUACAUUUUUAACUUUUGCUGGUGGUCCUCAAAAGUGGGUGGGCUUUUUAUGGUUGUAAAAUUUCUUGGAUAGAUAAUUUGACCCAAAUUCAGUGUUUUUUUUUGUUUUUUUUGUAAUGUGCUUGUCCUUUAUUAGUUAAAAUGUGGUAUAUCUGAAAUGGGUGUGUUCUUGUAGUGUGUUUAAGGGACUAAAGAUUGUAUUUUUAUGUGUUUUUUGUGGAUUUGAUAAGUUUUGGCUCAAGUAUUUAGGUUUUGUGAAGUGGGGUUUGUGCAAUUCUUGAGUUUUAGAGCAAGAGAUUAGGUUUUCUAGGGUACUGAACUGUAGAUUCAUUUUCUUUGAGAUGGAAACAAUUCAAAUUGUUCACAACUAACAGCGGUUUACUCUAUAACAAGGGGUCCUUAAUUUUCAGUUUUUUCUUAGCAGCUUAGUGAUAUUCAGUGAGACUCCAUUUGUGAAACAAUGUCUUCUAUGAAGUUGGGGUCUAAAGCAAAUGCAUUUCAAAAAAAAGGCCAGGCUUGGUUUUGCACAACUGGCCUUCCAAGUGAUAUCAUUGUAGAAGUUGGCAGCAUGUCCUUUCAUCUUCACAAGUUUCCCCUGCUUUCCAGAAGUGGGGUGAUGGAGAAGUUAAUCGCUGAAGCUUCUGGAGAAGAAGAAGAUGGCUGUGUCAUUAACCUCCCUGACAUCCUUGGUGGAGCAAAAACUUUUGAACUUGUUGCCAAGUUCUGUUAUGGAGUGAAAAUUGAACUUAAUGCAGCAAACGUAGUCUACCUCCAAAUUGCUGCGGAGCAACUUGAAAUGACUGAAGAUUAUGGGGAAGGCAAUCUAGUUUCACAAACUGAAUUAUAUUUAGAGAAGGUGGUCUUACAGAAUUGGCAAGACUCGUUAAGAGCAUUACAAGAGUGUAAUGGUGUUCUCCCACAUGCUGAAGUACUUUCUACUACCACGCGUUUAAUUGAAUCAUUGGCACUUAAAGCAAGUAUGGACCCAAGUCUGUUUGGUAGGCCUGUUGUGGAAGAUGGUCGACCCUUGCAGAGUCCUGGUGGAAGUGUCUUAUGGAAUGGGAUAAACACAGGGGCAAAGUUAAAAAAUGCAAGUUCAGAUUGGUGGUAUGAAGAUAUAUCAAAUUUAAGUUUACCUCUAUACAAGAGGUUUAUUUCUGCAAUGGAGUCUCGUGGCAUCAAGCAGGAGAUAAUAGGGGGAUCACUCACUUCCUAUGCGAAGAAGUACCUGCCUGGGCUUAAUCGGCGUCAGAUCACUGAUGAUUCUAACAGCCAUAUUGGAUCUGUAAGUUCAGGAACUAUACUAUCUGAAGAAGAUCAAAAGCUAUUGCUUGAGGAGCUUGAUCAUUUAUUCCCUACGCAGAAGGGAUUGAUCUCAACCAAAAUCCUCUUUGGUUUACUUCGAACUGCCAUGAUUCUUCGGGCCAGACCCACUUGCAUAUCAAACUUGGAACGAAGAAUAGGGAUGCAGCUUGAUCAGGCGACACUGGAAGAUCUUUUAAUGCCCAACUUCUCUUAUACCAUGGAGACUUUGUAUAAUGUUGAGUGUGUGCACAGAAUUCUUGAGCACUUCUUGGCAAUGGAUCAGGCUAGAGGUGGAGCAUCCCCUGGUUCAGUUGAUGAUGUUCACUUGAUUGGUAGUCCAUCACUGAUACCGAUCACAGUUGUAGCGAAGCUCAUUGACGGAUACCUGGCAGAGGUUGCCCCUGACAAUAAUUUGAAGCUCCCGAAGUUUAAGGCUCUUGCUGCUGCAGUUCCUGAUUAUGCCAGGCCUUUGGAUGAUGGUCUUUAUCGGGCAAUUGACAUUUAUCUGAAGGCGCACUCAUGGCUGGCAGACGCUGAUAAAGAAGAAUUAUGCAUGCUUAUUGACUGCCAGAAACUCUCAUUAGAAGCUUGCACACAUGCUGCCCUAAACGAGAGGUUGCCACUAAGAAUCAUAGUCCAAGUCCUCUUCUUUGAGCAACUCCAACUUAGGACUUCUGUAGCUAGUAGCUAUCUCGUCACCGACAACUUUGAUGGGUCCCAACAGUUAGGAAGCGGUCUGCUUGCAUCUAGCGACGGAGGUUGGGACACAGCUGUGAGAGAGAAUCAAGUUUUAAAAGUUGGAAUGGACAGUAUGAGGAUGCACGUUUCUGAGCUCGAGAAAGAGUGUUCGAACAUGAGGCACCAAAUUGAGAGAUUAAGCAUGGGUAAGGGAACUAGCACCUGGGGAAGCCUAUCAAAGAAGUUGGGCUUGAAGAUGAAGUCUCAGAUGUGCAGUGCUGAAGAGGGAGCUAUUAGCAAACAGAAACAUAAGGUUGACAAGACCAAAGACAGGCAUGCAAAGUACAACAAAACCAAUCAUUAGAUGAAGAAAUAUACAUUACUUGCAUUUUUUAGAAUUUUCUCCCGAUUCUACUAUGCAAUUUGUAUGCCCAUCUUGUUUAACAUGACAUUGAAUCUCAAUAUUAAUUUUUAAGCUAGAAUAUCUUAAUUUGAGGCAUUUUUUUC